AAAAAAAAUAAUAUAUUCACUAAAAAAUAAAAAUACAGAGUAAAAUUAGUUAAAAAAGUAAGUAAGUAAGUUUGGAGUAUAAAGAAAAGUACUAUAAUAUAGCAAGAUUAAAGACUGCAAAUGAGUGAUUAUAAUGAAUAGGAGAAGACUAUGCUUAUUGAGUCAAUGGCUAAACUCAUUGAGCAUAUUCAUGACAGUAAAGUUCAUCAGACAGAAAUUUUUAAUUCUCUUACAACAAAUGACUUAUUAAAGAUCCUUUCAAAUAUUGAAGAUAAAAAUUUAAAAUUACGAAAAACGUCUUGUAGAUUUUUGUGCGAGCUUCUUUACGAUAAUAAUUAGGUGCAAGAUUUAUUCUGUGAAUUAACAGGAGUAUUACCAAUAGAUGGAAAAGUUUGUAUAAACAAAAUUCCUGAAUCAUUUAAUUAGCAUAUGAGAUUUAUUCCUGAGAUUCUCGAAAUCGUAAAAAGUAGUCCUAUUCCUGUGAAUGAUAAUGGAAAAGCUCCUCUUUGCUGGUAUUUUUCCAGUAAAAUAGAUUACAAUCAACCCUUCAGAGUCUAGUUCUUUUAUCCUUAAGAUUAAAAUAAUUUUGAUUCUUCUGAGUUCAUAGAUCCAUAGGAGUCCAUUUUUGGGUUUGUAAUCAAUAGCCCUUUUAAGCAGAAAAGGCCUGAAAAGGACUCAAAAGGAUCUUCAAUUAUAUAAGAUAUAUCAAAAUAUUCUAUAGAAAAGGAUUCAUAUAAAAGCUAGCAUAACAAUCAAACUUCAUUGAAUUCUUCAAGAGUUUCUCCAAUUAAAAAGAGAGAAGCCUAAAUAUCUAGCAAUAAUUCUAGCAGUUUUAUUAAAAAAAUAUAAUUUAAUAGCAGCAGUUCAAGAUAAGAUAGGUCUUUUUCAGAUAAAAAGGAUGUCAUUAAGAUGGUUUAAUCUUAAUUAGGAAAUAAUAAUUUAUAGGAUAGUUUAGAUCAGUCCUACUAGCAAAAUUAUCAGAAUUAAUUAAAUAAAAAUGCAACUAAUAGCCAAGAUUAAAGUAUAUCUAAGGUUACUUAACCGAAUAGUGCUUCAAGAAAGGAUAAUAUUUCAUCGUUUUAAAAUAAUACACUUCCAGGAGAAAUAUCAUUGAAUGAUUCAAUAGAAUUCGUUAAUAUGGCAAAAGCAUUCAGCCCUUAUAGUCCAAGAUACGAAUUAGCAAUUAGAUAAAAGCACAAUUAAAACUAAAAUAAAUAUCAACUGUUAGAGAGAAGAAAAACUGCAGAAGGAAUAAAUGAAAAAUCACUAAAAUUUAAGAAUAACAUUAAUACAAGCAUAUCUUAAACUAAAUAAAAGUAAAUUUCUAUAUCAAUGGCAGGUAGCAACUCUUUUAGGUAGACAUAUACUUAGUAGAAAAAAAGAGAAUCCUCAAAUUCUACAAGUAAAAACCCUUAAAUAUCCUAAUCAACAGUGCAUGGAGUUCAAAUAAAAAAGUUUUAGCUCUAACCUGACAACCAAAACCAAUCUAACUAAAAUUCUAGCUUUGAGAAUCUCAAAUUAGAGCAAAAGUAUGACAGUUAAAAGACAGGAUAUUCUUUAAAAGAUAAAAGAUACUCACAGCAAGAUUAAUUUUCAAAAUAGGUUAUUAAUGAAAAAAGAAAUGCUGUUAAUGCUUCAUCAUAGGCAAUACCUUCUAAAAAUAAUCCAUAUAAUUUAUUAAGCAAAAGUACUUACGAGCAUCCUCUAAACGAAAAUAACUCUAGCUUAUUCCCUAAUUAAACUCCAAAAUUUACAAAUUUAGAACAUAAAAAUUAUAUAUCAUCUAAAAAUAGUAAUAAUAAUAAUAAUAACGGGUUCAGUUAAAUUUAAAGUAAUACAUAUUCAAAUAAUAUAACGUCAAUAUCUCCUAAUAUAGCCAAUCAUUCAAAUACUCCUUAAUAAUUAAACAGCUAAUUUUCAAAUACACCUACAAGCAGCAAUUAAAAUGGAACAUAAAAAAAAAUAGUUUCUCUGCAUAAUAAAUCUUUAGUUUCUAAAAGCUUAAGUAUUAAUAAUAAUAAAUGAAUGAAAUUAUUAAAAAUAAUUAAUAAUAAUCAAAGUUAAGUAACAAAAAACUAAAAAAAACUAGUUUGUUUAAAAUAUUUUUUCUUAUAUAAAUUUAUUAACAAAAACGCAAACCAAGUUAGUUAAUCAACCAGUAAGUUUGUUAAACAAUCUUAUACUGGAAUAUCUGUCACCACUCCCUAAUAUUAUUUAUAUUAAGAUAUAGUUCAAUACUAUAUUUUUCUAUCUUUCUAUGUUUAAAAAGCUUAUUUUGUAAUUAUUAUUACUUCUUCCAAAUUACUUUUGUUACGAAUUAAUAUAAAUAAAGGAUAACAGCAUUUUAAACAAAAUAAAAAUCUUCUAUUGAAGAAGCUAUAUG
Tetrahymena thermophila SB210 is the source of this 2383-nucleotide messenger RNA. RefSeq lists its product as hypothetical. The record is from RefSeq and is a predicted model, not a curated record. The transcript is spliced from 11 exons. Lineage: Eukaryota; Ciliophora; Oligohymenophorea; Hymenostomatida; Tetrahymenidae.